AUGAGCAAGCCAAAGAAAAACACUAUAGAACAACAAAUAUCAUGCCCUAUCUGCAAAAGAAAAGUUUCAUUUUUCUCUAUUAAUGAUCAUUUAGAUACUUGUACCAAAAAAUCAUUAAGUAUAUCUCCUAUCUCCUCUACACAAUCCACUAUAACUAGUAUGUUUAAUAAAAAUUCUAAAAGAAAUAGAGAAGAAGUUAUUGAUUUAGAUGAUGACAAUCAAUCAGAAUUAGAACAAACUAAUAAACUUAAUACAUCUUUGAAAUCAUCCAAAGAUAAGGAUAAUGAUAUCGAAAUUAUUAAAAGGGAGCCCCUAAAUUCUCAUUCAGUAUUGAAAUCUGAAAAUACAUCUUUUAAACCAGCAACUAUAAAUACAAACACAUAUACAAACACAAAUACAAAUGAUUAUGAACUUCGAUAUCUUCAAAAAAUUAGUCACUUACCAUUAAGUGAAAAAAUUAGACCACAUGAAUUAAGAGAUUAUGUGGGGCAACAACAUAUUCUAUCAAGAGAUAAUGGGACUUUGUACAAAUAUAUUCAACAGGGAGCUAUACCUUCGAUGAUUCUAUGGGGUCCACCAGGUGUUGGAAAGACCUCUUUAGCAAGAUUAAUGGUAAAGACGGCUACUGAAAAAAGUGAAAAUAAUAUUAAAUAUCAAUUAAUUGAAACAAGUGCUACAAAGGCAAAUACACAAGAAUUAAGAGGUAUAUUUGAAAAAAGUAAAAAAGAAUUUAAAUUAACAAGGAGGAUCGUUGUAUUGUUCAUUGAUGAGAUUCAUCGUUUUAAUAAAGCUCAACAAGAUUUACUAUUACCUCAUGUUGAAAAUGGUGAUAUUAUAUUAAUUGGUGCCACUACUGAAAAUCCAAGUUUCCAAUUAAAUAAUGCAUUAAUUAGUCGUUGUCAUAUUUUUGUAUUAGAAAAAUUAAGUGUAAAUGAGAUUUGUAUUGUUUUAUCAAGGGGGAUUGCCAUGUUAAAUAAAUUACGUAGUAAGAUUUGGAAAUUUCCAACACCAUUAAAGUUAAAGAGAGAAAUAUUGGAAUAUAUUGUUAAUCUUUCUAUAGGAGAUACAAGAAGAGCAUUAAAUUUAUUAGAGAUGGUGGAAAUUGCUACAAGAGAUGAAAAAUUUAUUGAAAAUUUUAACAAGGAUAAUAAUAAAGAAGUAACUGACUCAAAGAUUAAAGAAGAAACAAAGAGUGAAGAAAAAGCUAAAAGUGAAGAUGAAGUAAAAAGUGACGAAGAAACAAAUGAAGAAAAUAAAGAUAUUAUCAAAGUAGAAGAAGUAGAUCAUGAAAAAAUUGCUCCUAAAAUGUUUACUGAUAAUGAAAUUACUAUAGAAAUGAUUAAAAAUAUUAUUAAAAGAAACAAUACAAGUGAUUUUGGAUUAACCACAUAUUAUGAUACUAAAAGUGAUAAUCAUUAUGAUACAAUAUCAGCAUUUCAUAAAGCUAUCCGUGGUAGUGAUGAUAAUGCUUCAUUAUAUUAUUUAGGCCGAAUGUUACAAGGUGGAGAAGAUCCCUUAUAUAUUGCACGUCGAAUGAUACGAAUUGCCAGUGAAGAUAUUGGUAUCAUUGAUAAUUCUUUACUUACGCUUGCCAUUUCCACACAUGAUACAGUGAUGAAGAUUGGUAUGCCCGAAGCUGAUAUGGCAUUAGUACAUUGCUGUGUUGCAUUAGCACGAUCACCAAAAUCAGUUGAAAUUUAUAGAGGCUGGAAUAAAUUAAAGGAAUUAUUAAACGAAAAUUUAUACUCAAUGUCAAGUAGUGAAAUUCCCAUGCACAUUAGAAAUGCCCCUACUGAAUUGAUGAAAGAUUUAGGAUAUCAUAAAGGUUAUAAAUAUAAUCCAAAUUAUAAAGAUGGUCUUGUCAAGCAAGAAUAUUUCCCACAAGAAGUACUUGAUUUAAUACCUAAUCGAGACGUUCUAAAAUUUUUAAAUGGGAAACAUCUUGGGGACAAAGUGGAUCCAGAUCUUCAACAAAAUGGAUAUUCCUAA
Molecule: messenger RNA, 1989 nt
Organism: Henningerozyma blattae CBS 6284
Lineage: Eukaryota; Fungi; Ascomycota; Saccharomycetes; Saccharomycetales; Saccharomycetaceae
Gene: MGS1
Product: ssDNA-dependent ATPase MGS1
Exons: 1
Coding region: 1-1989 (662 amino acids)
Biological process (GO): regulation of DNA repair; DNA-templated DNA replication; DNA repair
Cellular component (GO): nucleus
Molecular function (GO): enzyme activator activity; ATP binding; DNA binding
Source: RefSeq, a predicted model, not a curated record